This is a messenger RNA of Punctularia strigosozonata HHB-11173 SS5, 1295 nucleotides long. RefSeq names its product PLC-like phosphodiesterase. Gene Ontology annotation, biological process: lipid metabolic process. The record is from RefSeq and is a predicted model, not a curated record. NCBI's taxonomy places the organism in Eukaryota, Fungi, Basidiomycota, Agaricomycetes, Corticiales, Punctulariaceae. The coding region runs from base 95 to 1195 and encodes 366 amino acids. Gene Ontology annotation, molecular function: phosphoric diester hydrolase activity. The transcript has 9 exons.
GGCGCCCAUCGGCUUGUCCUCUUUCUUACUCCAACACCGUUCAGCCAAGCUCACGACGCAAUUCCUAUUUCGCGCUCUGCAGCAUUGAGCCAACAUGCAUUCGGCCCUCAGUAUUCUCGCGCAGGUCGCUCUUUCUUCGCUUGCUUUCGGGCCAUCCCUUGCGCACGCUGUCUCCAUCGUCCAACGCGCGAGCACGUGUAAUGGCCACUCCGAGCUAUGUGAUCGUAGCUUCGGAAACGUCACAUUCGUUGGCGCCCAUGAUUCUUACGCCGUAGGCACAAACAACCUUGCCGUCAACCAGGACUAUGAUGUUACCCAGCAACUUGACGAUGGCAUCCGUAUGCUCCAAAUGCAAGCUCACAACGACAGUGGCAUCAUACAACUGUGCCAUACAAGUUGUCUGCUUUACAAUGGGGGCACCCUGCAAGACUACCUUGGAAAAGUAAAAACGUGGAUGGACACAAACACAAACGAUGUGGUGUCGCUACUCAUCGUAAACUCGGAUGGUUUCUCCCCAUCUGACUUCGCUGCCGUCUUUGAGGCUGCGGGGCUGUCCAACAUCUCAUACUCCCCGUCUUCCUCAGCCAUCGCAGCAAGUGACUGGCCGACACUCGGUAACAUGAUUGAUUCCGGAACACGCCUAGUCACGUUUCUGGACCAUGGCGCGGACUUCAACAGCGUGACCUACUUGAUUGAUGAGUUCACAAACAUAUGGGAAACCGCUUUCGAUGUUACCGACACGACCUUUGAUUGCAACGUCAACCGCUCCUCAGGAGACACUUCCACCGAGAUGUACCUCAUCAACCACUUCCUCGAUAAGGAGGUCCUUGGUAGCCCGGCUCCUGACGUUGACAACGCGAAUACUACCAAUGGUGUUUCUGGCACGGGUUCUCUAGGAGAACAGGCAUUGGAUACUUGCGUAGCCACGAACGGCAGGUAUCCCAACUUCAUGCUGGUUGAUUUCUACGAGUACGGCGGCGGAUCUGUCUUCCAGGUGGCUGCUACAGCAAACGGCGUAACAUACGAGCCGUCAACUCCCAUCGCAACGCCCAAGUCGCAGACCUCAUCGACGUCUUCAUCCGGCAGUAGCAGUAGCGGUGGCGUCCCAACUUCGACAAUACCGUGGAAGCUAGGUGGUUUGUCCGCUUUCACGAUUUUGGGAGGGAUGCUCUUCAGCGCAUGGACUAUACUCUGAGCUUUUCGGACCGCCUACCCUCUUUUCAUAUGCUAAGAUCCGCAUAAUCUCCUCCUGCUACGUGUAACAUAGCAUAACAACACGGACGAUGAAUACAUCA